Mangifera indica (mango) is the source of this 1826-nucleotide messenger RNA. RefSeq lists its product as uncharacterized. Bases 59 to 1585 code for a protein of 508 amino acids. The record is from RefSeq and is a predicted model, not a curated record. The transcript is spliced from 5 exons. Lineage: Eukaryota; Viridiplantae; Streptophyta; Magnoliopsida; Sapindales; Anacardiaceae.
UAACCAUUAAGGAAUUUCUUUUUAGAAUGAAUUUUCGGUGAUCCCUGCUCAACUAUUGAUGGAUAUCAAUAUAGACAAUGAACCAUGUUAUACUACACCAGUUGAUCUUGAAGAGGAAAGCAAGCGCAUCUCAGUAAACUCCAAUGAGAAGUCAUUAAGCUGCAUGAAUGAUUCUGAGGAAAACAAAGCUGGGAAGGAAAUUCUGUUGAAUGGACAAACGGCUGUUCCAGAAGGCCCUGAGGAUAUGGAGAUUGAUGUAAUUAAUAGUUCGACUAAUGAUGAAACUAGAUUGGCUCAAGCUGAUGAUCCUUAUGCGACUGAAUAUUCAAGCUCAUUUGGCAACACUGAAUCCGAUGCUGAGAGGUGUUCUGGAUUGAGUGACGCCGAAGUGGAAUCGCAAUAUUUUGAUGACAGCGGUUUGGGAUCCUCUUAUGAUUCAUUUAGUAGCAUGUUUCAAGUGAGGAAGAAGAAGGUGACAAAUCACUGGAGGAGCUUUAUACGUCCUAUUAUGUGGCGUUGCAAGUGGGCAGAGCUGAAAGUUAAGGAGAUUGAGUCUCAAGCAUUGAAAUAUGCCAGAGAACUUGCAGUAUAUGAGCAGACUAAACCCUCGAGAAUCAACCAAGAUACAUUAGAAGGGUUUGGAUCGAAGUCUUUUCCGUUUUCCAGUCAAUGCUACAGAAAGAAGGCCAUGAAGAGAAGGAGAAGAAAAAGAGUUGAAGACACAAUAGAUUUAACUUCAUACAUGUCACACCAUAACCUUUUUUCCUAUCUCGAAAGCAAAAGGGCUAAUCCAGAUGGCAAUUCUAUCACUGAUGACUUUGGUAACAUAGCAAUUAUGGACCAACAAGCAGAUUGCGUUGAUAAAUUUGGCAGUAAUGACGAUCCAUUAUUUUUUGAGUUCAAAGAUGGUGACAAUUCCUUGGAUCAGGUCCUUUUUAAAAUUGAAGUAGUGCACUCUCGUAUUCAAAAGCUAAAGAAUCAACUGGACAAAAUCAUGUCCAAAAAUGCCUCAAAGUUCUCUUCCUCCGAGAACUUGAGCCUUCUUACACCCUGUGAGGCACAGACCAGCUCUGCUCCUAGUCCUACAUUCUCAGCUGGCAAUGCAGACACAACAUCGGUGGGAGCUAUAUAUAAUCCAACUCAUGAUAUUUUGAAUUAUGAUAUUGGAGAGCUUGUCAUGCAUGAAGGCGUUAUUUCAAAUUUUGUCGAGACCAUUCAUGUUCCUGAUAUAACUGAAAGCACAGUCGGACUGUUGUCCGCAGCUGACAUUACUUUCCAUCAGCCACAGAUUGAAGAUUCGUGUGAAGAUAUUUUGGAUAACAUCCUGAUAAAAAAUGAUGGAACUGAAGGGGAUCAUCCUGAACCAGAGAACGGAGAAGGAGGAGCAAGCAUCAACCCUUCUCAAGUCCCCUUCUCAGAACCUGAUCCAGUGGCAAUAUCAUCAGUUUCUCAGGACCAGUCAACUCUAAAGCCAUCUUUAGCCUCAGAUUUCCAGUUUCCCUGGAACAAGCGUAAGAGAGGGGAACGCAAGGCUGGUCCUGGCAUUAGUUGGAACAGGACAGGUGCCAGUGGUGAGCCUGCCUGAGAUUGCCUGUAAGUUUUACAACAUUUCCCAUUUCCCAGUUUUAGCUGUUCACUUAGUUGACAACGAUGAAAGCUUUAGUUAGAUGAUAUUAAGAUAGUUCAUGGUCAUGGCAACUGCAUUAUCUUGGUCUUAUUAAUGGAGUGACUGGUUGUGUAUCUCCUAUUCAUGGCUGUGAAGUGCAGCUCUGACAAUCUGACAGAUGAAGCCUAAGCAUUGAAUCAAAAAUUAGUUAGCAUUUUCA